AUGCCCAGCGUGGAGCGGUGGCAGACGCAGUACGUGCGCUACAAGACGCAGCCCGAGGCGCACGUCUGCGGCGGCGGCUGGGAGCUCGCGACCAGCCGGCGCUUUGCAGAGGAGCUCGCGCAGGAGGAGAGCGCCUUCCUGGAAGACACGCUUCUAUACAAUGGCCUGGCGCCCUGCCGCGUCACGCUGCGCAUUGUGGACGCGCCGGCCGAGUUCGCUGUGCCGGUGAAGCAGGACAGGCGCCUAACUCCAAAUUUUACUGUCCGCGUGGAGGUCCAAUUUCAAGACCGCUGCAGCUUCCCGCUGACCGUUAAGGCUUACGUCAUUGGGCAGCAGGAGAAGGACAGCGUGCCGGAGUGGGUGCCGGAGGACUUUCUUGACCCGGAAGCUGCGCCGCUGCGCAAGCCCAUCACAGAGCUGAAGGGCAACGUGUGCGUCACUCACAACUUUGACGGCACCGCGCGCGACAAU
Molecule: messenger RNA, 471 nt
Organism: Monoraphidium neglectum
Lineage: Eukaryota; Viridiplantae; Chlorophyta; Chlorophyceae; Sphaeropleales; Selenastraceae
Exons: 3
Source: RefSeq, a predicted model, not a curated record